Messenger RNA from Trematomus bernacchii (emerald rockcod), 1981 nucleotides. RefSeq names its product H-2 class I histocompatibility antigen, Q9 alpha chain-like. Gene Ontology annotation, cellular component: external side of plasma membrane. NCBI's taxonomy places the organism in Eukaryota, Metazoa, Chordata, Actinopteri, Perciformes, Nototheniidae. The record is from RefSeq and is a predicted model, not a curated record. Bases 103 to 1188 code for a protein of 361 amino acids. Gene Ontology annotation, biological process: immune response. The transcript has 6 exons.
UCCUUCUGUGUGUCUCUCUCAUUGACAUCCCGCUCUGCAGAAAGGACGGCUGUGUUUCUGUGGAUAAAGAACCUUUCACACAGAAAGCCUCGUGAGAUCAAGAUGAAGAUGAAGAUGUUGCUGUUUCUGCUUCUCCUGGGAAUAGUAGGCCCACGCUGCACAUCUGCACGGACUCACUCUCUGAAGUAUUUCUACACUGCGUCCUCUGGAGUCCCAAACUUCCCAGAGUUUGUGAUUGUUGGGUUGGUUGAUGAAGUUGAGAUGGUGCACUACGACAGCAACACCAAGAGAGCAGAACCCAAACAGGACUGGAUGAACAACAUCACAGAAGAGGAUCCUCAGUACUGGGAGAGGGAGACUCAGAUCUCUCUGGGUCAACAGCAGGGCUUCAUAAACAACAUUGAAGUUGCAAAGCAGCGCUUCAACCAAACUGGAGGUGUCCACAUUAACCAGAGGAUGUACGGCUGUGAUUGGGAUGAUGAGACUGGUGAGGUCAAAGGUUAUGAACACUUUGGUUUUGAUGGAGAAGACUUCCUGAUACUGGACCUGGAGACAGAGUCAUACAUCGCUCCAAGACCACAGGCUGUCCUCACCAAACAGAGGUGGGAGAAGAACAAAGGUUUGAUGGCCCAGAACAAGAACUACUUCACCAAGGAGUGUCCUGAGUAUCUGAAGAAGUAUGUGAACCUUGGGAGGAGCUCUCUGAUGAGAACAGAGAUCCCCUCAGUGUCUCUGCUCCAGAAGUCCCCCUCCUCUCCAGUCAGCUGCCACGCUACAGGUUUCUACCCGGACAGAGCCCUCAUGUUCUGGACCAGAGACGGAGAGGAGCUUCACGACAACGUGGACCACGGAGAGAUCCUGCCCAACCACGACGGAUCCUUCCAGAUGAGCGUGGACCUGGACGUCUCCUCAUUCCCCGCUGAACACUGGGACAAGUACCGAUGUGUGUUCCAGCUCUCUGGGGUGAAGGAGGACCACGUCAUCGUACUGGACUCAGCUGUGAUCAGGACCAACAGAGGGAAUCCCCUCCUCCUCCUCCUCAUCAUCGGUGCUGCAGUGGCUGCUCUCGCUCUCCUCAUCGCUGGGAUUGUAUUCCUGGUUUACAGGAAGAGGAACGCCAAUAAAAACCCUCCCUCUCCUGCCUCCAGCUCUGAGCUCACUGAGAGACUGAACCAGCCAUCAGAGUGAGGGGCUUCACAUCAACUCUCCACCUGUUGCUACAGAGCUCUUUCUCUGCUCUCAAACCUCUCCAGCUGCAGCUUUAGAGUUCAAACCCUUCUGCAGAGUGACCUCAGAAAGGCACGAUGCUUUCAGAAACACAAAUAUUAGAAAGAUCAAUGACAUCAGUUCAAUAAAAUAGUGUAACACCGAUUAGAAACAUUCACCUGUAGAUCAGAAGCAGAUCAGAGAAGUGACUCAUGUUCUGUUCUGUGUCUUUAGGGUUAUGCAUCAGGGGGCGCUGCCACCACAUUCUCCCCGUAAACUGUUCAUUAUUCAUCAUCUGAUCAAUAACUGAUCACCUGAUCAAUAACUGAUCAUCUGAUCAAUAACUGAUCAUAUUAGAGUUUGGAAAUCAAGCAAUAGCUCAUUGAUUGGAAAACAGAGGAAUCAUGUUAUUUGGAUCAUUUGGGUUUCACACACACUCACACACACACACACACACACACACACACACACACACACACACACACACACACAGGUAGCAGCGAGUGAUAUUGAUUUCCCUUUCUGAGCUUUUCUAAAUGAAUCAGAAGUGUCUUUAUUUAUAACAUGUCUCUUGAAUUGGUUUUAAAACAUAAUAGUGUGUGAUUUUGAUAAUGUUGCUAUGAUUUAGGGACAGGGAGGUUUUGUGUACAGAGCCAGCGGACUGUGACGUUCUCUUUAGUUUGGGGUUCAGAGGUGAACGUGACAUGAAGUCGCUCUGCAUUGUUAACCCUUUCCUGUCCGUGUUUCACUUUCCAAUAAAAACCCAUCUCCCAAA